This is a messenger RNA of Vitrella brassicaformis, 2536 nucleotides long. Lineage: Eukaryota; Vitrellaceae. The record is from the annotation of a GenBank genome assembly.
CUUGGCUUUCUCCGUCACCUCUAUUCCCUUCGUCCAUCGCUGAGCACCACCAGAAUCCAUCUUGGCAGCCAUGAUCUGGCAGCAUCUGCAGCUGUGCUGCUGGGCGGUGGUCCUGUGGAUCGCAUGUGUGUAUGUCGCCCCGGCACACAGCAUUGCGCCCUUCAAGAUGCCUGUCGACGAGUCCGUGAGUGAAGAUCUCAAGCAGCGGCUGUCCAUGUCAAGAUGGCCUUCUUCGCCGCAGGCAAGCACACGAGGGCAGCCGCCGGUGUCUGCAGACGGAUGGGCGUGUGUGCGUGUGUGUGAUCCGUGUUGCAGAUUGGCGCGCCAGGCGAGUAUGGCGUUGACUGGGGUCUGGCCAAGACGCUUGCCGCUUAUUGGCGUGAUGGGUUCGAUUGGUCGUCGCAGGCGGCGGCGCUCGAGUCUGUAAUGCCCCAGUUCACGGUGGAGAUUGAGGGACUCACCGUCCACUUCGCACACGCAAAGGCCACCGACAGGAAGAAAGGUGCGCAUCGAUGGCAUGUGAGCAAGAGAGAGAAGGGGAGAGAGGCAGGCCGCAUCUACGGUCCCCCUUUCAUGUGUGAGUGCAGGUGCCAUUUUGGCUCUACAUGGGUGGCCCGACGCUUUCACAUCGUGUGAGCAACACAUCUCUGCACAUGUGUGUGUUUCUGGUACGUCGAUUCAUGUGCCUAUCAAUCAGGUCGCAAGAUUGUGCCCCUGCUGACGUCGUAUGGCUAUGAUGUCGUGUGCCCCUCGCUCAUCGGCUACGGCUUCUCCUCACCUGCGAAGGAGCCGGGAAUGGGUGCUGCCAAGAUGGCUUCAAUCUUCGUGACACUCAUGAAGGACGUCCUCAAGUACAACAAAUACCUAGUUCAUGGUAAGAUAGACAGACACACAGACAGAGCAGCGGCUCGCAUCAAGUCACACAAGUGCUCUUCCCUCUUAGGUGGUGACUGGGGCGCUCUCAUCAGCGUCUAUGUGGCCGUAUCGGACCCCCAGUCAUGUGUUGGUCUCCACUCGACCAAUUGCAUCUCCAAGCCGCCCCUCAACCCCUUCGCACAGUUCCCACACGGCAUCGUCCGCACCUCGCGCUUCCUCUAUGAGGAGGGCUCCAAGAUCGUCAAGAACGUCAUCAACAGCAUGACCACCGGCAGCAAUGAGACCGACACCUCAGCCGCGCCAGAGGGCAAGGACGAGAGUGAGGAGAGCGUGCGGGAGCGGUCGUCUGCUAUGUGGAAGGAGACCGGCUACCUGCAUGAGCAGGCCACAAAGCCACACACGCUGGGGGUGGCUUUGAACGACUCGCCGGCGGGGCUCCUCGCAUGGAUCGUAGAGAAGUGGACGUACGCAGAGAGGAAGAAAAGGAGAGGGCAGGUGGACACGCCAGGUGCAAACGUGGUGUGUGUGUGCUUAUAGGACGUGGUCUGACGUGCCGGUAAAGUCCAGCGGUGAGCGUGACUUGCUGGCGCUGUACUCGAAGGACGAGAUCCUGGCGCUGGUGCACCUCUACUGGAUCACUGGAUCCAUCACUUCAUCCAUCCAGGUAGGUACUUACACACGUGGGCAGACAGACAGCAACCAGCCAAGCAGCAUCUGUGUGCCUGUGUGUCUGUGUGUCGCUUUAUCAGCUGUACAAGGAGGAGUUCUUUGAGGGCCUGCAGACGUCGCUCCCCUACGUGGAGACGCCCACUGCGUGCGCUGUCUUCCCAAGGGAGCUGAUGAAGCCACCAAAGUGAGACGAAAUAAAUGGAUGGAUGGAAGGACGUAUGGAUCAUUGCCUCUGCUCGUCAGGUACUGGGUGGAGGGUGCAUACAAUCUGAAGCGAUUCAACACCUUCGACAAGGUCAGUCAGACAGCUGCCAGCCAGGGGGGCUCAAAGAGAGCAACGCAGCGAAUCCGUCAAGCCGAUGGUGCUUGUUUGUGGAUGCGUCAGGGGGGUCAUUUCGCAAUGAUGGAGCAGCCUGAGGCGCUCGCCAAGGUCAGCUGAUAGCCACACACAUCAAUUGCCCUCAUCCUCACCUUGAUGUGCAUCAUGAGUGCAGGACAUCGAUGCCUUCUACACGACGUUGCUGGAGGAGGCUGAGCAGAAGGCGCGGGACGAGGCGGCCAAGAAGGAGCAGCAGGCACAACAGGCCGCAGACAAGAAGGCCCAGACCCCGGGCGAGGGUGGUGGAGGGAAGAAGAAAACAGAGGCUGAGAAGCCCAGCGGUGGAGAGCGCACCGACCUGUAGGCACUGUGCAGUGUGGUGUGUGCGGCGAUCGGUAUUCCCAGUUCGACAGCACGUUUGUGGGUAUGCUAUGCGUGUGCCGAGUGCACUUUUUGCCUGUAUGUAUGUGGCCAUGCCGUGUGUAGUCGUCUAUAGUCUGCAUCCGUCAUGCAUCGGUGUAAGUACUUUCUGCGUCAGUCGGAUCGAUCAUGUGCAGGCAGAGUCAGCUGUGGCCGGCCUUUUUGCAAUGUAAUGUCGAGAACAGACACCCCUUUACGUGUGCGUGUAUGUGUUUUGUGUGUUUGGGUCUUUAAGUGUCUACUUCGUUGUAA